Molecule: messenger RNA, 1086 nt
Organism: Erythranthe guttata (spotted monkey flower)
Lineage: Eukaryota; Viridiplantae; Streptophyta; Magnoliopsida; Lamiales; Phrymaceae
Source: RefSeq, a predicted model, not a curated record
UAAUAAUUAAUUCAUGUUUAAAAUGACGUUCCUUUCAACUGUCAGCACAGAGGUGCUAUUUCCAAGUUUCCAACCCUUUCCUCUUCAUAAUUACUCUUCUAAAGCAAACCCUCAGCUCUCUCUCUCUCUCUCUCUCUAAAGCCCUAAUCCCACCUCCAUUUUCAACCUCCGGCCAUCUUCUCUUUCUCUCUCUAAAGAAGAAAGAAUCUUAUGUACUGCUACAUAUAUAUAUAACCUAGCUUUCAUUUUAUUCAAAAGACUAUUUACUUUUGCUUUAAUGAGAUGAGAUGAAAACGCCGUGAAGAAGAAACCCCUGAAAAAAGCUUUCCCCUGUCUUUCCAAACUGCCAUAACCACCAACUCCGCUUUCCAAACCCUAAUUUUUUGCGUUCGUUGAAAAAUUGAAGGUGUGAAAUAGAAAAUGGGGGCGGAGGAAGAGGGGUGGGGAGGCUGGCCGCCGGCGCCGGGUGGUUCGCCGCUGUACAUUCAGAAAUACGACCACUGGACGCACUUCGACAACUCCGUUAACGCCGUCUCGUUCGGAUUUGUCGCCACCGCCAUUCUCAUUUCCAUGUUCCUCGUCAUGGCUAUUUUCGAGAAGUUCCUCCGCAACACCUCGCCGGCUCUCUCUCCAUCCGGCGGCCGCCGCCGGCAUUCCGACAUUGAGGCCCAGAAUCACCCUCCCGGCAGCUUCAACACUAAGCCGCUAGCCUACCCAUCGCCCAAAAUAUCAAUAAGUGCAAGAGAAGUAUCAGUGGUGAUGCCAGGUGAUAAAGUUCCUACUUUUAUAGCACAUCCAGCUCCAGUGCCUUGUCCACCCGAGCGAAUGACGUGUCCUCCACAUCAUCACAUUUCCAUUCUUAAUAAUCUACACCACCCCACUUAAUAUUUUAUAUAUAUAUAUAUAUAUAUGCACAUUCAACUUGUUUCGAAUUUUCGAGUUCCCUCCUCUUUUUUGCACACAGCUCUUAGUUUUUGAAUGUAUAGUAUAUGUAAAAACUCUCUUCCAUUUCAGGUUUCAGCUCCUUGUGCCCAUUAUGAAAUUUUGUCACUGAUGUCUGAAUACGACGCCGUAUAAACUGUGCCA